UACCAAUUACGUAAAAUUAAACUGACAGGAGUAUAACAAAUCCAAUUUAUAAUCGUAUAAUAAACAGUAGGGGUAACUAUUUCGGAUUCAGUUACAUUCUAGUCAGCGUUAAGGUAGGCGAGUGAUGGAAAUCAAAGUUGACGAAUUCUGAUCUUGAAAGAAUAUUUUGUGCAGAGGUUUUUAAAACAAAAUGGUUACAGAAGCGUUUAUAAAAGCCGAAUACCCAUUACAUUGGUGUGUUUGGAAAAACGACUAUAAAAGUUUGGGAGCUCUUCUAUCAUCAAAGCAACACAACAAAGAGAAGUUAGAUGUACGAGGUAGGUCCCCUCUAAUGUUAGCUGUAACAUUAGGCCAUUUGGAAUCGACUAGAACAUUACUACAUCACGAAGCUAAUGUUAAUUGUGAAAAUUUAAAUGGUUGGACAGUGGUACAAGAAGCAGUUGCUACCGGUGAUCCGGAGCUAGUACAGAUUGUUCUUGAAAGUAGGGAUUUUCAGAGGUAUACAAGUAGAAUGGCAGGGAUUCCCGAGCUAUUACAUAGAUUAAAAGAAGCCCCUGAUUUUUAUGUAGAAAUGAAAUGGGAGUUUACCAGUUGGGUCCCUCUGGUGUCUAGGAUGUGUCCUAGUGAUACUUAUAAGGUUUAUAAACAGGGAUCUAGUGUACGGAUUGAUACAACACUUUUAGGAUUUGAUCAUACCAGUUGGCAGAGGGGGAAUAGAAGCUACGUUUUCCAGGGACACAAUGACGGUGCUGUAAUGAUGGAAAUAGACCAUGAUCUUCAACAAGUGUAUUGUGAACAAAUGAAAACAACAGAAGAUUCUUUGAGUAUUUUAAUGCCGAACGAAGAAUCUGUAUCACAACGGUUAACAACUCCUAUAGUUACAACUUAUAUUGAUACAGAAAAAAUCAGUUUUGAAAGGAAUAAGGCUGGUUUAUGGGGCUGGAGAUCAGAUAAGACUGAAGUUGUCAAUGGGUAUGAAUGUAAAGUAUUUAGCGCUUCGAAUGUAGAAUUAGUGACUAAAACUAGAACGGAACAUCUAACAGAGACUGAUAAAGCUCGUAGUAAAAAUAAUAAACAUCCAUUACAGAAUUUUCUGGGUAUAGCAGAAGUUUCUGAAUCUCAGGCUGCCUCUUUACUUCCAAACGAAGAAUACAGUAAUUCUAGUAACCCUUGUAAUAUAACACCUGAAGAGUAUUUCGAUAAAGAUGUAGAUCUAAACGCUCAGGAUAGAGAUAUCGGUCGACCUAAAGAGGUUCAAGUCAAGGUUCAAAAGUUUAAAGCUAAUCUGUGGUUGUGUGAAAAUUAUCCUCUGUCUUUACCGGAACAGAUACUUCCUAUUGUGGAUUUGAUGGCGAUAUCUAGUUCUCAUUUUGCCAAAUUGAAGGAUUUUAUACAGAUGCAAUUGCCUUCUGGGUUUCCUGUUAAAAUUGAAAUACCUCUGUUUCAUAUUUUGAAUGCGAGAAUAACUUUCGGGAACAUAUUCGCCAUGGACGCCGAUGUGCCCCUUGUUACUAAUAUUCAAGAAGAUAAUCGACUGACUUGUGUACUAGACGAUUCUCUGUUCAAAUGUCCUUCCGGAUAUGCUCAAAUUGGUUUAGAUGGAAGACGUCAAUUUAGUAUGGAAGAAGAAGAUGAUUUACUCCAAUUUGCCAUACAACAAAGUUUGAUAGAUGCUGGUACGGAAAGGGAGGAGGUGGAUAUUUGGGAAGCACUUAGAGCUCAGAAACCGUCCAGACCGGAAACGCCCAACUUAGUUGGGGAGGAAGACAGGCAGUUGCAAAGGAAACGUCAAAUUUUAACACCCGAACCAAAAAGUUUAAGACCUAUAAAAGAAAAUUUGAGAAAAAAUUCAUUCUAAUGCUCAAUUUAUCGCUUUAUUUUUCCCCUUCAGUCUCCAUAAGCUCCCAUUUAGUUUUAUAUUUUUUUAUUAUUAUUAAUUUAGUAGCUUUUGCCUUUGUUGCAAUAAAAUCUAGUAACAAGCAUAAUUUUUUCUAAAAAAAUCGAAUUAUAUCAAUUAUUUUAUUUUAUAUUGUAAAUAUGAACAAAUGAUUUAUUUAUCUUACUAAAGCAUUCGACUCUGCUGUAACUAAUAACAAAAUUCCACUCCCUUGAGGAUAUAGGACGAUUCCAGGUGCCAAAGAUCUUCAUCUUUUAUUUAAUACGCUCCUAGGUAUUAUGCGAAGAUACCUUAACCUCUAAAAAUACAGAAUUGCAUCAUCUAGUCCAUAUAAAAUGGAAAAUAUCGAAACUUGCAAUGUAAUUAAAGAUCUUUCUAAAGCAUUUGAUCCUAUUAGUUCCAAAGUUCCAUAGUAUUUAAGUUGUUUAACUUGAUUUGGAGAUGAAAUACGUGGUUAUGGAGGAUAAAAAACUCAUCCACAAUUCUGAACACGUACAGAAACUGGUCCAGGUUGUGCCAGAACAACACCAAAUAGCCUUACAAACUUUUUAUUUACUAUAAACCUGUUAACCUCAUAUCGAGUGGUUGUUUGGGGUGUGAAGAUAUCAUUAGGGUGUUCAAAACGUUCUGCAUGAAUAGUUCUUAAUUUAUCUGGAUUUGUAGAAGAAAUAUACUGCUUGUUGUGUAAAAGAAAGUAAGCAAAAACUGGAGUUUGAAAGGCUUAUUUACCAUCUGGAAUUGGUCCAUCUCCUCGGUCACUUUUUUAUGGUAUACUCCAAUGUACAAUUCUAUGAAGUUUAUUAAUUGUUAUUUUAUUGCACAUGCGUAUAUUGCUAGAUUAUACUUAUAUUGUAGAGCUAUCCAGGCUAGUUUAGAGCUUUAUCAAAAGAACACGACUCCGGGUAGUUUGCUACCAGAAAACAACAGUCCCGAAAUGGAUUCCGAUCUAAAUUUGGCCCUACUCCUGUCCCAACAAGAAGAAGAAAAGAAGAGACAGCGCGAAGAAAAAGAGAGGUUGGAAGAACAAAAAAUAUUGGCGGAUAUUUUGGAAUUGUCGCUUAAAGAAAAAUAAUUUUUUUUUUGAAGGGGUGAUAACAAAAGGCAUUGAACGAAUCAUAUUUUUGUUGUUAUUUUAAAAAAAUAUUCAAACCGAUGGAACGCGUCCUCAAUAAUAUUCAAUUUCAAUACAUAUCUGUAGAUUAUUUUUAUUUUAAUCUGAAAAUAUGUUUGUUUAUUGCUAUUUUUGCAAAUUUUGCACUUUACUAAUUUAUUGAUUUUAUUAAAACAAAUCUAACUUAAAUGAAAAUGUAGCUUGUCCUGCAGGAGAUCUAUUCGAGAAAAAUAUUUGUCCCGAAAGAAUUUCCGGGCAGUAUGUUUAACAAAACUUGCCAGGUUUCUAAUAAAAAUAUUAAUUUUGUGGUAUACUUUGGUCUUUUUUUUGAAAAAAUAAAAAUAAACGACUGAAGAAGAAAAAAAUGUACAUAUAUAUAGAAGUAUCUAAUAUUUCAUAAAAUUUCUGUUUAAAAAAAAUAAUUUUUAUAAAAAAUGUGGUAAAUAUCAAGAUUAGGUUGCAACCCACCGAUUUCAUUGAAAUUUUAGUAUGUUGUUUACACUGGUCAAUAUAGGGCGCGGAAACCAUCCCUUCAGGUACUUCUUUUCGUUAGAAUAAUCAAAUAACUAUAAUAAUUCCAACCCUUUUAAUUCUCAAAAUGAAAAA
Diorhabda carinulata is the source of this 3614-nucleotide messenger RNA. Its product is annotated as ankyrin repeat domain-containing protein 13D. Gene Ontology annotation, molecular function: protein binding. The transcript has 12 exons. Bases 191 to 1858 code for a protein of 555 amino acids. The record is from RefSeq and is a predicted model, not a curated record. NCBI's taxonomy places the organism in Eukaryota, Metazoa, Arthropoda, Insecta, Coleoptera, Chrysomelidae. Gene Ontology annotation, cellular component: cytoplasm.